AUGAGCACCUCUGUGCUUGAGGAGCUCUAUAAGGAGCUGCUGCCUCUGCCGCUGAAGGCUCUGGUGGUCCCUAAGGAGGAAGUCAAGGAACUCGAGGAAAACAGCGCCUCUCCUGAGCAGACCUUAGUCUUGAUACGUCAGGUCAGUGAGGAAUUGGCAUCGUCCCUCCAUUCCUGGUCAUUCGGGUGGCCCAAUCGGCAUCCUAGUGAACCGACUCGUGUCGAAGAUGGCAGCGUCUCGAAGACUAUUGGUGGCGAGUGGGAUGCUGUUGUGAUACUGCAAGCGAUUCUUAGCGGAGCGAAGCACGUGACUAGGAGUGCCACUAGUCGGCCCGUGACCUUCUGGGUCGAGGCUGAGGAGGUGCUCAGUGGCUGUGGUGCCACUUUGGUAGACCUUUCUGGGCCCUUGGAGAUCGCCCGGACCGUGCAGACGACGAACUUCGACCUUGAACGCCGUUCGUCUGACCUUCUCGCCCGACUGAGUACUGACCAUAAGGCCUCUUCGCAAGGACCCGCUGAGCCUUCACCAGUGGACGCUACGUUAUACGCCGACCUACUGGCCCUCCUCAAGAACGUGGACGAAUGCCCGUGUAUUACGGUGAAAUUCGAGGAGACGCUGCGACCGUUGGUCGCUCGCCUAGCUGGGUGGCAGGAUGGGGCUCGAGAGCUGUUCCAUUGGGAUGGGCAAGGGAGGCCCCUGGAGGGCACCUUCAAACCUAGCAGGGAUGCGGUGGAGGAGUACAUUGAGAACCUCAGAGCCGACGACCAGCUCAUGGGAUUGGUCAGCAUGAACUUCCUUAAUCAAGUUGCAUUUAUUUCGGGUGUCCUUGGGGCUGUCCGAGACGUCCAAGUAUGGGAGAAGGAUCUCGAAACCAUGCUCCAGUUGCCGGAAGGAGAUCUGUCCUUAUCGGCACUCCGCAAGCACGUUGGCCAGCGGUCUCAUCUGGCCAUUGAUUUCCCAUGGUCGGAGAGGACCAAGCGGGCGGCGUUUGAAGCCGACCAGUGGUUGACUCUGCUGCAGAGUCGGCGGUCUAGGCGGCGGCAUCUCGCGUUGAAGACGGCAGAAGAGAUCCUUCGAGCAACGCUGCCACCAGAAGAGGGAGACGAGUCGGGCUUUACGAGGGAGAUAAUCAAUAAGAGUCGGGAGUGUGUAGCUCUGAAAAAGCAUGUGGAGGCGGCCAAGCGGCAUUUACAAGAAGCCAUCAAGGCCAUCCAAGCCAGUCAUGAAGCUCGGGCCGCGCUCCCUGGAGAAGAGCCCUCCAACUCGGUCGAGCAUGAGGAUGCCUUGUCUGGGCUGGCGGACGAGGGCAAGAAGCUGUAUGUGCAGACUGGUGUUGGCAAGUGGCUCGCUCUCGAGCUAAGAGCACGCAAUGAUAACAAACGUCUACGAGGGGCAUUCGAGAAGGAUGACUGCACGUUGGAAGAGGCCCAACAGAUCUGUCAGAGUGUCAGUUCUCCACCACCCAGCUCAGGGAACCAGCAGGAGCAGCGAACCCCGGUG
Molecule: messenger RNA, 1500 nt
Organism: Perkinsus marinus ATCC 50983
Lineage: Eukaryota; Perkinsozoa; Perkinsida; Perkinsidae
Exons: 6
Source: RefSeq, a predicted model, not a curated record